Messenger RNA from Sphaeramia orbicularis (orbiculate cardinalfish), 2109 nucleotides. It is a transcript of the gene rad21b, whose product is annotated as RAD21 cohesin complex component b. Lineage: Eukaryota; Metazoa; Chordata; Actinopteri; Kurtiformes; Apogonidae. Gene Ontology annotation, molecular function: chromatin binding; protein binding. The transcript is spliced from 14 exons. The record is from RefSeq and is a predicted model, not a curated record. The coding region runs from base 187 to 2109 and encodes 640 amino acids. Gene Ontology annotation, biological process: sister chromatid cohesion; replication-born double-strand break repair via sister chromatid exchange. Gene Ontology annotation, cellular component: cohesin complex.
GCUCGAGCCGGCGGAGGCGGAGGGCAGCGCCGCCAUCUUGUUUGUUUUAGUCGGAGGAGAGAGGAGAGGAGGGAUGGAACAGCCGCCGGGUGCAGCGACACUGCGGUGGGCAAAACGGGAAACGCACUAACCGGUGUGACGCCAUCCCCUUUCCCCUUCCCCCUGUGGUGAAAAGGAGCCGAGACAAUGUUCUAUGCCCACUUCGUUCUCAGCAAACGUGGGCCGCUGGCCAAAAUCUGGCUGGCUGCCCACUGGGACAAGAAGCUGACCAAGGCACAUGUGUUUGAGUGCAAUCUGGAGAGCAGCGUAGAGAGCAUUAUUUCACCCAAGGUGAAAAUGGCUUUACGGACAUCUGGUCACCUGCUUCUAGGGGUGGUGAGGAUCUACCACAGAAAGGCCAAGUACCUGCUAGCAGACUGUAACGAGGCCUUCAUUAAGAUCAAGAUGGCAUUUAGACCAGGUGUGGUAGAUCUUCCAGAAGAAAACAGAGAAGCAGCCUACAAUGCUAUCACUCUACCUGAGGAGUUUCAUGAUUUUGACCAGCCGCUCCCAGAUCUAGAUGACAUCGAUGUGGCUCAGCAGUUCAACUUAAACCAGAGCAGAGUGGAGGAGAUCACAAUGAGGGAGGAAGUGGGCAACCUCAAUCUGCUGCAGGACAAUGAUUUCGCGGACUUUGGCAUGGAUGACCGGGAGAUGAUGCGGGAGGAGAGUGCGUUCGAGGUGGACAUCAUGGGGGCGUCGGCUUCCAACCUGCUGCUUGAAGCUGAGGGCGGAGCUAAUCAGAUGACUGACAAAUCCAACCACCUGGAGUAUGAUGACCAGUACAAGGACGACUUUGGAGACAACCCAAUGGAGAGCAACGAGGGAGGCAUGCUUGUGGACAAGCUGCUGAGUAAUGAGGACGGUGGCGGUAUCUUCGACGAUCCUCCUGCCAUCGCAGAGAGUGUGAUGAUGCCUCAGGACCACGGAGAUGAUGAUGACGACUUUGACGCCCUUUCAGCUGGAGCCCCAGACAGUCCAGACUCUGGUCCAACUGAGCCGCUGCCAGCCAUGGCCGACCAGACCGAACAGACGGCUUUGGUUCACAAUGAGGAGGAAACCUUCGCCCUAGAGCCUAUUGAUAUCACAGUGAAGGAGACAAAAGCCAAGCGCAAGAGGAAGCUGAUUGUGGACAGUGUGAAGGAGUUGGACAGUAAAACGAUCCGUGCACAGCUGUCUGAUUACUCAGACAUCGUCACCACCCUGGACCUGGCACCUCCUACGAAAAAACUAAUGAUGUGGAAGGAAACAGGUGGAGUUGAGAAGCUCUUCUCUCUCCCAGCUCAGCCCCUUUGGAAUGCAAGGCUCCUGAAGAUGUUUACAAGGUGUCUGACACCACUGGUGCCAGACGAGCUGAGGAAGAGGAGAAAAGGAGGAGAGGCCGACAGUUUGGAUGAGUUCCUGAAGGAUCUGGAAAACUCUGAGGUUCCGAGAGAGGAGACCACAGGCCAUCAGCAGAGAGACAUCAUGGACCAAACUAUCAUGGAAGAGGCCAGUGUUCUGCAGACUUCAGCUGUUGAAGGCAGUAGGACGAUGCUGGAUGAAUCCGUCAUGCCCCCACCGUCGGCCCAACACGGCCUAAAACGGAAAGCCCAGGACACAGAGCCGGCCCUCCCCAUGGGAGCCUUGGACCAGCAGCAGCAGGAGUCCAGAACGUCCCAGCAGCUGGAAACAGCCAGUGUGGAUUUACCCCCCGAGGAUACCACAACCACCACCAACAUCAGCCAGCUCAUAGAGUUAGACCUUCUGGGAGACAAGGACAAGAAGAAGAAUGAUGAUGACUCAGAUGAAGAGGAGGAGGAGGCGCAGGGAGGAGACCAGGACCAGGAGGAGAGAAGGUGGAACAAAAGGACGCAGCAGAUGCUUCAUGGCCUCCAGAGGGUGAUGACCAAAACAGGUGCCCAGUCCGUCAGCCUGCUCGACCUGUGCAGGAACAACAACAGGAAGCAGGCAGCUGCCAAGUUCUACAGCUUCCUGGUUCUGAAGAAGCAGCAGGCGGUGGAGCUGGUCCAGGAGGAGCCCUACAGCGACAUCGUGGCUACACCUGGACCACGCUUCCACAUCAUCUAA